GCAGGUCAAUCUGCCCACGAUGAGGCAGUGGUAAGUAUGAUUUGUGAGCGAGCGACAAGGGAGAUGGCCGCUCGGGGUGUAGUGAUUCCGGAUUCAGAGAUGAAGGCGGCGACUAAGAUCUUUCCCAAGAUCAGCGGCUUAGCUGUCAAGGUCCGAGAUUCAGCAGUUGUAAGGUACAAGUGGCGGAGAGUCGCUGAGGCUAAUCCUCCGAAUCCGAAGUAUGGAGGCGACUUGAAAUACCUUGCGACACGUAACAAGACCCGCUGGGACUCAGAAUUUGCCACGCUCAACUCACAUCGGGCCUUCUUGAAUGCUGUAGAUAUCAUCGUCGCCGACAAGGACCUGAAGUUGCAGACUUUCAAGCUUACAGCUGUGCAGAAGUUGCUUGCGAGUGACCUACAUGACAUGCUAGCGUCCCAUGUGACCCUCAUUAUCGACGUACUUCCCGUGUUCCUCGACCUCGAGCUUCGCCUUCAGUCCAUGUCUAACGAUGCGAGGCUUCUGCCCAUCUGCAGAGUCGCGGCCCAUGCAGGGCUUCUUCAAUGCCAAAAGUAUUUCAUCCUGUUUCAAGAAUGCGAGGCCGUCGCAACUCGUCCAGUAUGUUGCCCAGACAGGAAACUUGCGUGGUUUCGUGAUCGUGGCUGGUCAGAUGACCAAGUCGACAAGCUUUGUGAAGGAGUGAUCGCUCGGUUCAACAAGGACUAC
Messenger RNA from Stereum hirsutum FP-91666 SS1, 705 nucleotides. RefSeq lists its product as uncharacterized. The record is from RefSeq and is a predicted model, not a curated record. Lineage: Eukaryota; Fungi; Basidiomycota; Agaricomycetes; Russulales; Stereaceae. The transcript has 4 exons. The annotation marks the transcript as partial.